Molecule: messenger RNA, 943 nt
Organism: Colossoma macropomum (tambaqui)
Lineage: Eukaryota; Metazoa; Chordata; Actinopteri; Characiformes; Serrasalmidae
Gene: btf3
Product: basic transcription factor 3
Exons: 6
Coding region: 82-570 (162 amino acids)
Cellular component (GO): cytosol; nascent polypeptide-associated complex
Source: RefSeq, a predicted model, not a curated record
GCAUUUCAACCCUCGCGUCACUUCCGUCCCCCUCUCUCGCGUCCAUCUUGCUCUCCGCGUGUGUUCGCUGCUAGCGUGCAGAUGAAAGAAACAGUAAUGAACCAGGAGAAAUUAGCCAAGCUGCAGGCGCAAGUCCGCAUCGGUGGAAAGGGAACCGCACGCAGAAAGAAGAAGGUUGUACACAGAACCGCCACCGCCGAUGACAAGAAACUUCAGUUCUCCCUGAAAAAGUUAGGCGUCAAUAACAUCUCCGGGAUCGAGGAGGUGAACAUGUUCACAAACCAGGGAACAGUGAUCCACUUCAACAACCCCAAAGUGCAGGCUUCGCUGGCAGCCAACACCUUCACCAUCACAGGCCAUGCCGAGACCAAGCAGCUUACAGAGAUGCUGCCCUCCAUUCUCAACCAGCUCGGCGCGGACAGCUUGACCAGUCUGCGAAAACUCGCUGAGGCCCUGCCCAAACAAGCAGGAGAUGGAAAGGCACCAGUGGCAGCAGGAGAGGAAGAUGAUGAUGAAGUUCCAGAUCUUGUGGAGAAUUUCGAUGAGGCUUCAAAGGAUGAGGCUAACUAACUUGAAGGGAGGGUCAGACGUUUGGAAGCUCCUGUCUCAGCUGGGUCAUGUGGGACUCUCCCCCCCCACCACUCCCCCAAACCCCUUUUUGGGCAAUUGUUUUUUUUUUUUUCUUUUAUAAAUAUAUUUCAACCCCACUCGUCCUGUUUGUCCUCUUGUGCACUGCUGUGUCCCCCUUGUGUCCAGGCUGAGGGUGUGAGAUUGUGUUUACCGUGCAAAGCUUCACACAGUGAGGUGUGAGUGUGUGCGGUCUGUGGGGCGUCCUGCCCGUCUAUCUCCCUGUUACUGAGGCUCACUCCUUUGUGGCCUAGCUCAAGCCAACAUCUGGAAAUAAACAUUUGCUAUUAAAUGCUUAUUAAAUACAUCACUGCCU